Molecule: messenger RNA, 2887 nt
Organism: Enhydra lutris kenyoni (northern sea otter)
Lineage: Eukaryota; Metazoa; Chordata; Mammalia; Carnivora; Mustelidae
Product: myelin protein zero like 3
Exons: 6
Coding region: 1-708 (235 amino acids)
Cellular component (GO): membrane
Source: RefSeq, a predicted model, not a curated record
AUGCAGCAGAGCGGAGCGGCUGGAGGCCGUGGCUGCGCUCUGUUCCCACUGCUUGGCAUCUUGUUCUUCCAGGGUGUUCACAUCGUCCUUUCCUUGGAGAUUAAAGCAGAUGCCCACGUCCGGGGUUAUGUGGGCGAGAGGAUCAAGCUGAAGUGCGCCUUCAAGUCGACUUCGUCUGUCACCGACAGACUCACCAUAGACUGGACGUACCGGCCCCCCGGCAGCAGUCGAGCAGAAUCAAUUUUUCAUUACCAGUCCUUCCAGUAUCCAACCACAGCAGGUACAUUUCGGGAUAGAAUUUCCUGGGUUGGAGAUGUAUACAGAGGGGAUGCGUCUAUCAGCAUAAGCAACCCUACCCUCAAGGACAAUGGGACAUUCAGCUGUGCUGUGAAGAAUCCCCCAGAUGUGCACCACAAUAUCCCUGCGACAGAGCUAACAGUCACAGAAAGGGGUUUUGGCACCAUGCUGUCCUCUGUGGCCCUCCUGUCCAUCCUUGUCUUCCUGCCCUCCGCUGUGGUGGUGAUUCUGCUGCUGGUGAGGAUGGCGAGGAAGUCUGCAGGGCUGAAGAAAAGGAGCAAGUCUGGCUACAAGAAGUCGUCUAUUGAGGUUUCCGAUGACACGGACCAAGAGGAAGGGGAUGACUGCAUGGCGAGGCUUUGUGUGCGUUGUGCUGAAUGCCUGGACUCUGACUAUGAAGAGACAUACUGACGACAGUCUUCAUGACACAAGAAGAGUCACCUGCUAGCAGAAAAUGUUCCGUCCCACUGGCAGCUAAAGCCUCUCGGAGAAGCAGGGCUGGCUUGGAUGGCAGUGCUGGAGGAUUCUAGAAGUCAUCAGGAGAGACUUCAGGAACCAUUUAUUUAUUGAAGAAAUGUUCUUUUUAUAUUUAUAAACUAUUUAAGGACUCUUCAAAGAAACUCAUAACUACCCCUUUUAAUGACUUACACUCUAGUUGAAUGAAGGAGUUCUCUUCCUGGAUAGAAAGACGGUUUUUGUUUCCCCUGUGUUUUUGGAUGUAUUCUGUGUUUUCUUCCAGUUAUUUGAGGGGAAUCCUAAAUGUUGGCCACACCGUGGAUGCCAAAAUAUCUUUAAGAAAUGAAAUGGAGCUCGUAGCUUCCUGAUAGGCUACCAGAUGAAGUGUCUGUUGGGGAUAAGUGUCCUUUGUUAUUUGCUCCAUGAACGUUUUCAGCUGUGAAUCAGCAAAGAGCCUACACUCCUUGGUUUUGUGACACCAUUGGUUGUGUUUGGAUGACUUGGAACCCUAAUUUCUGUGGAGCUGGCAGGGCUGGGAGUCCAUGGUUUGCUUUGACUGGGUUUUUAAAGUAUUAAAGUGUCAUCAAUUUAUAAUUAAGGAAGGGACUGUUGACCUAAAGGGAUCCCUUCCUUUUGUCUUGCUAGGUGCAGUUUGUUACUUUACUCUCUUAUAGUUGACUGAUUGGUGGUUUCCUUCUUGAUGUCCUGGAGCAGAGGCAAGAAAAACUCUUUGACAGGCUUUUAGUGGGGAAUGUAGAGAUAUUUUCUCAGUUAUUUGCAAGGAAAUACUCUUUUUUAACAAAUGCCACUCCAAAGUUCAGGUGUUGGAUUGGCUUUAAUGAGGCUUCUAUUUAUAGGAAAUAAUCUUGUUGACCUAAGUCAUGCUUUAGAACUUUCUUGUGUUCUAAAAUGCGCCAAAUAUGAGUGAGCUAAGGUAUUUAUGUACGAACGGUUUUUACAUAAUAUUUGACAUAAGGAAGUGAGGUGGUACAUAAUGUUUACUCAUUUCUGUUCUCUGAUACCUUACAUCAACUUCCUCCAUUUUCCCGCAGUAAGUGAUUUCAAACUUUAAUUUACAUAGGAUUUUCUGUAAGCCAUUAAGAGAUACAUGUGACAUGUCCAGAAGGAUCGACAGUGUAGUCCUCUGUAAAACAGCGAUAGAGUUUACUUCUCAAUUAUGAGAGAGAAAAGAUUUCCCCUCUUCCCAUCAUCAUUUUUUUUUAGCAGGAGAGUCCGAGAUCCUUCACUAGGUGGCUCAGGCGGUUUCCAUAUUAUAGCCUAAUAGACUGUAUACAGUAUCCAAAAAAGUUACUUCCCCAGGAUUUAUUUUUUUAAAAUGUGGGUUAUUAGUUCUGGAAGUCAUCAGUAGAGACUUUUAAAAAGAUGGCAUAGGUUUGGCCUGGCCUUUUUUGUCAAUCUAGUCCAUACGUAAGAGAGUCUCGUUGGUUAAUUAGAAAUUAUGCUUUUGUCUGGUCACGUAAGGAAGUGGAAGAGGAAAAGACACAUUGACUGUUUAUUUCCAGUGGUUAAGCCUCAGACUCUUGAGCUGCUUGGGCUCGUCUGGGGCCAGUCUAGUGAGACGGUCUGACACCUCAGCAGAGAAGGGAAAAUGUGUCUGAGCAACGAGAGUAAAUACUUUGGGCUCUAGGAGAUCGGAAGAUAGAGAUCUAAUUGUGAGGCAGACUUCUCGUGGGUCCUCCUGUCUCUGAGAAAGAGAUGGUGCUACAGGAACCCAGCUAAAACCGCAUUUCAUGAAUUGAGGAACUGGUUUUAUCUGGGUUUUCUUGUAAUUUCCCUUCAGGCCUGUGAUGAGGAUUAAUCCGGGGUGGGGGGGGGUGUUUGUCCCUCCAGGUAGAUGCUGCCGCGUGGAGACUUGGUAGUCCUUAUUUUGUAGCCUUGAUCAUGAUUUGAACGAGUCCCUUUCUUCUUAAGUGACUGGACGGUAGCAUCCUUCAUGGGAAGAGAGUAAGCUGAUUGAUUAUUCAGUCCGCUCCAUGGCUUUAAAAGGUCACAUCAGUCAUAGGGCUGCUGUCCUCACUGAUCUCUUAUCUUGAGUCUGGCUUACAGCCUUACAGCAUUUUUUCCCUCCUCUCCCCUCCCUUCUCCUCUCCCCUUUCCGUCCAUCCAUCCUUCC